Molecule: messenger RNA, 1447 nt
Organism: Glycine soja
Lineage: Eukaryota; Viridiplantae; Streptophyta; Magnoliopsida; Fabales; Fabaceae
Product: proline-rich receptor-like protein kinase PERK12
Exons: 6
Coding region: 39-1073 (344 amino acids)
Biological process (GO): protein phosphorylation
Molecular function (GO): ATP binding; protein kinase activity
Source: RefSeq, a predicted model, not a curated record
UAGAGGAGCCUGGUUUUGGGAGUGGUGCACUAGGUGCCAUGAAUUUAAGAACUCCUUCAGAAACGACUCAGCACAUGAACACUGGCCAGUUAGUUUUUACCUACGAAAAGGUUGCAGAGAUCACGAACGGGUUUGCUAGUGAAAACAUAAUAGGGGAGGGGGGAUUUGGGUAUGUUUACAAGGCUUCCAUGCCUGAUGGCAGAGUGGGAGCACUCAAAUUAUUGAAGGCUGGAAGUGGGCAAGGAGAAAGGGAGUUCAGGGCGGAGGUGGACAUCAUCAGCCGAAUCCAUCAUCGCCAUUUGGUGUCAUUAAUUGGUUAUUGCAUAUCUGAACAGCAAAGAGUGCUUAUCUAUGAAUUCGUUCCUAAUGGGAAUCUCAGUCAGCACUUGCAUGGAAGUAAAUGGCCAAUUUUGGAUUGGCCAAAGAGGAUGAAGAUAGCAAUUGGCUCUGCAAGGGGCCUGGCAUAUCUCCAUGAUGGCUGCAACCCAAAGAUUAUUCACAGAGAUAUUAAAUCAGCAAACAUACUUUUGGAUAAUGCUUAUGAGGCACAGGUUGCAGACUUUGGACUUGCCAGGCUAACCGAUGAUGCUAAUACCCACGUAUCAACUAGGGUGAUGGGGACCUUUGGGUACAUGGCUCCAGAAUAUGCAACAAGUGGAAAAUUAACAGAUAGAUCAGAUGUUUUCUCUUUUGGAGUUGUCCUCCUUGAGCUUAUAACUGGAAGGAAACCUGUUGAUCCAAUGCAGCCCAUAGGAGAGGAGAGUUUGGUUGAGUGGGUGGCUAGAUCCUUAGAUAGCGGCAACCAACUAUAUGAUCUAUCAAAUGGGGUGAAAUAUGGCCAGAGCACUGUUUAUGAUUCUGGCCAGUAUAAUGAAGACAUUGAGAUAUUCAAAAGGAUGGUUAAUGGCAGCUUUGAUGAUUCUGAGUUUGAUAUGAACAGCAUGGAAUACCGUUCAACUGUUUCAAGAGAAAUGUCUGGAUCCAGACAUUCAAGGAUGCCAUAUAGUGAAGGUAGUGAUUCAGAUUUUAGAGUUUUCCACGGCCAACGAAGCAAUACGCAGAACAUGUCUUGAGGGAACACACAUACAUGCUAGUGCAGUGCUGUGCAUAGGCAUAUUGGAGUUUAAAGGCUUGUGGUUUUAAUCAAACUAAUUUUUUCCAAACACUUACUCCUAAAGCCAAAACUGAUUUCACCAAACUCCUCUUCAGGCCGUUGCAUCAUCUUACAAAGCGUCACGGAAAUUUUUUGGUUUACAGAAAUUGCAACCAUGACUCGUUAAGAGUUUACGAGUGUACUUGUCCUCUAAGAGUUGACUCUUUAGUAAAUUUCUUUUUAGCAGACUUUGGACAAACUCUAUAAACUUUAAGUAAACUCAGCUAGAUUCUCGAGUUUACCAUCGAGUCAACGAGUUAGCAAGUUAAAAAAAAUUAGACCAAAAUAUAAGUU